Messenger RNA from Opisthorchis viverrini, 456 nucleotides. RefSeq lists its product as hypothetical. Gene Ontology annotation, molecular function: structural constituent of ribosome. Gene Ontology annotation, cellular component: cytosolic large ribosomal subunit; ribosome. The record is from RefSeq and is a predicted model, not a curated record. The coding region runs from base 1 to 456 and encodes 151 amino acids. Gene Ontology annotation, biological process: translation. The transcript is spliced from 3 exons. NCBI's taxonomy places the organism in Eukaryota, Metazoa, Platyhelminthes, Trematoda, Opisthorchiida, Opisthorchiidae.
AUGCCAGGGACCGAUCCGACCGGGAUAAAUUGGGCGAAGUCCUCGAUCCCAAUGGCCAUCCGACCUCUACACACCCCUAAAAUAGUUAAGAAGCACAGGAAGAGCUGGCGCCGGCAUCAAAGCGAUCUGUUUAAACGGCUGGGUGAUAAAUGGCGUAAACCUAAAGGUAUCGACAAUCGCGUCCGGCGGCGCUUCAAAGGCCAGGUUCGUAUGCCGAAAGUUGGUUACGGGAGUGCAAAACGUACGAAACAUAUCCACCCUGAUGGCUUCAAGCAUGUUCUGAUCCACAACGUCAAGGAAUUGGAGGUGUUAAUGAUGCAGCACCGUACCCAUGCUGCAGUGAUUGCCCAUACGGUAGCUCGGAAAAACCGGGCGAAAAUUGUGGAACGAGCGAAGCAAUUGAGUAUUCGGUGUGUUAAUGCCGAUGCUGGUCUACGCUCUGCAGAAAAUGAGUGA